This is a messenger RNA of Rhodotorula graminis WP1, 1147 nucleotides long. RefSeq lists its product as uncharacterized. NCBI's taxonomy places the organism in Eukaryota, Fungi, Basidiomycota, Microbotryomycetes, Sporidiobolales, Sporidiobolaceae. The record is from RefSeq and is a predicted model, not a curated record. The transcript is spliced from 5 exons. The coding region runs from base 101 to 1111 and encodes 336 amino acids.
CACACACACCGGCCCACACUCCCCACCAACUACCCGCACCCCUCCUUCGCCGCUCCCUCACCCGUCGACCUUCACCGCCACUUUCCUCCCAACUCGCACCAUGCCCCGCGCACAAGACCCGACUCAAAGCCUCCUCCGGUGGGGCAUCCAGAACGCCGCUCCCGGCUCGCUCGCAGAGACCGCCCAGGAGAUCAAGGACGGCAAGCGCCCUGACCUCUCGACCGACGUCCUCAAGCACAUCAUGGGCCAGUCCGACGCCGACAAGAUGCGCGAGUGCGUCAUGGUCAUCGAGGGCACCUGGGUCGACCGCGACAACGUCGGCGAGCUCAAGAACGCGAGCGACAUCACCGACGACGACCGCUACCGCGCGUGGGAGGACCUCGAGAUGCUCGUCCAGGACCUCGACAACGCCAACGACCUGCAAAACAUGGGCUUGUGGCCCGUCAUCCUCAAGUACCUCUCGCACGACGACGACGAGCAGGUCAUGUUUGCGUGCUGGGUGUGCGGCACGGCGACUCAGAACAACCCCAAGGCGCAAAAAGCCUUCUUCGACCAGGACCCGCUCCCGACCAUCUCGAGCAUCAUCCAGUCGAGCACGGCGUCGCCCGGCACUCGCGCCAAGGCGAUGUACGCCCUGUCGUCGUCGCUCAAGCACUGGGACGCCGCCGUGCAGCGCUUCUCCGAGCUCGGCGGGUGGGACACGUUGACGCAAACGCUUCAGGACCCGUCUCUCAAGAUGCGCAGCAAGACGGCCUUCCUCCUCUCGCAGCUCAUGUCCCAGUCCAACUCGCCUUCAACCCUCCUCGUCUCGCUGCGGUCCGCCUCGACCCUGUCGACCCUCAUCGACGCUCUCCAUUCGAGCACGGCCGUCCCUUCUGGCCCGUCCGGCGAGCGCGGCGACAUCGACCCGGACCUGCGCGACAAGGGCCUGCGCUUCCUCGCCAACGUCGUCGAGCGGACGCAGGGCACCGACGGUGGGUUGACGCGGCAGGAGAAGGACCAGGCGUUGAAGGCGGUCGACGAGGCUGAGAAGACCGAGGGGUGGACGCCCGAGGACGUGGGCAUGGCGGCAGACGAGUGGGCUCAGUUCAAGCGGGCGCUCAAGGCGUAGAGAGUGCUGCAACGCAGGCGUUCGUUUCGCGCGGCC